Messenger RNA from Colletotrichum phormii, 379 nucleotides. RefSeq lists its product as uncharacterized. The record is from RefSeq and is a predicted model, not a curated record. The coding region runs from base 35 to 214 and encodes 59 amino acids. Lineage: Eukaryota; Fungi; Ascomycota; Sordariomycetes; Glomerellales; Glomerellaceae. The transcript has a single exon.
GUAUGCAAUUUGUUACGAACCACACCUUCGAUUAAUGGUAUGCAGGAUGGCGGCACAUUCACCGUGUGAGUGCAGCUUUCGCAGGGGAUCGUUGCCUUGCCAGGCUGGCCCGGUCCCAGGACCCAAAGCUAAGGUACUCCGCAGUGCCAACAAUAGAAGCCUCCACGAGUCUUGCUUGCGAACAAACGGACACCUUACGUCAAAACUGUUGUGACGGGGCUGUCAGCUGUCGAUGGUGGUUGGACGUCUUCUGGAUAGACUUUAACUCGGUCGUCGGCCGGAGCUAGGGCGAGGCAGCUAGAGAUCCUACACUAGGACAUAAGAGAGAUACUGGUGGGAUGCCAUACGCACUUCCCAACCUAAUUUCCGUCAGAAUGGU